GGGGUUUGCUCGUCAUCCACGCUGGAUUCCACGUUUGGGCCUGCCCUUUACGAUUACCGUCCUCAUCGUGCUGCCCAGCGCUGGCGUCUACCAGUUCACCGUGGAUGUCAACCGGCGAUAACAAAACUGUACAACAUCAACGCCUUUUGACAUUUACUUGCUUCUAUCUCGCAGCACGCGAUACCGACCGAACACCUACAAGUCUGAGACGCAACCCAUCUUCACUCCACUCCACAUUCCAAGCCAUGAACACAGCACCCCCUUUACCAUCCUCCUCCUCAUCCAACCCUCCAAACCAAACCUCUCCGAGAACACCAGGACCCGCAUCGAGAAUUCUGUCUUCCAUGCGCAACCCCAAGGAAACGACAAGGAGAUGUUUCACGUAGCGGCAUGUAUUCUACCCCUGAAGAGCGUAACCCCUACUACCAAUCUCGCUCGCAUCACACCGAUGUAUAUGCUACCCGUCCUACCAUUGAGCAAAUAGCUAUGGGGUUGCACAUAUCUCGCACGCCUCACCUCAGACAAUCUGCGGGGCCGCAUCAACGGUACUCAGUUCCGAGUUUACCCACCAACCACCAUAAAUCCACGAAUUACAUCCCCCAUGUACCUACGAGUAGACGUUAUGAUUCAUCAUGCCCACCGUCUCCACGGCGAAGUCUUCCCCCACCACCUCCACGAUCCUCGCUGAAAAAAGUCGGUACUGACGUAUCCCUUCACGCACCAGCUACUUCGCCGGGCCUCCCUGCUGCCUCCCUCUCGACCUCCACGGUAGCUUCAAUUGGUCCUGCGACUCCGGAGUCGGCACGUUCAGUGCUCUCAUUCAGGGUUCGCAUGUCCAGAUUUCUUCCCAGCCUACGAUCCUCGUCUUCCGUCGCCUCCCCGGCGUCUUCUGUGAGCGAGGGGGUUCGACCACUGACGCCGAAGAAGGCAGUGCGGUUCUCGACGAGCGUGCUCGACCUUGAUGCAUCACUGCCUCACGCAUGAAUUGUUUAUUUAUACACACGACUAGACGUCGUAUAUUACUAUUCUGGAUGACCCCUUAUUUUUAUUUUCACUGCAUUAGCGACACUUGGACAAGGUCACUUUCUUACUGGGGGAAAAUGCGCGAGUCUUAGAAGAUCGUAUUCACAUUAUUUCGUAUGUUAACACUGUAGCCCAUUUUUCUACAUAGCCCGAAUGUUUUUUUACCAUUUAUUGGAAGAGUAUUGUCCGUUGACGUGCCCCUUGACCAUGCCCUAAA
Messenger RNA from Serpula lacrymans var. lacrymans S7.9, 1240 nucleotides. RefSeq lists its product as uncharacterized. Bases 391 to 984 code for a protein of 197 amino acids. The record is from RefSeq and is a predicted model, not a curated record. NCBI's taxonomy places the organism in Eukaryota, Fungi, Basidiomycota, Agaricomycetes, Boletales, Serpulaceae. The transcript has 3 exons.